AUUUAGUUUAUUUUAUAUAUAAAAUAAAAAACCUUUUUGUUUUUUGUUUUAAUAUAACACCCACAGUCCCUAACAAUUGCUACUUACUAAUGGGACUCUGAGAGAGAUGUCAUAAUUUUGCUAUAAUGGGCUGUAACCCCAAUUCGACCUCAGUCUUGCAGCAGCUCCGGGCUGAGAAAAGUGAAACUCUAGCAGGUCUCCAGAGGGUGGCGCACGAGGCCGACUGACAGUAAGGAGCUGGCAGCGGGCUCGCGCUCCAGGCGCGCGCCCAAGCACUCUAGCAUCCACCCAACUCCCCCAUUUAGUACGCGAGUUUACCUCUAGAGGUCAUCAGGCAGGAUUUACGACUGGACAACAAAAGCACGUGAUACGAAGUCGUACCCCAUAUUUGGGUGCCUACGUAGGAGGGAACCAAGUACUUGUCCCAGUCAUUUCCAUAAUUCAUCAUAAAUUGUGCAAGGGUGCUAUAGACGCACCAAAAAACGAAGCAAAGAGCCACAAAUCAAGGCCCCCCGAUUAAAAAAAAAGCCAACAACAACAACAACAAAAACCCCUAACAAGCCCCAACAACAACAACAAAUGAGCUCCUAUUUUGUAAACUCAUUUUGCGGUCGCUAUCCAAAUGGCCCGGAGUACCCGUUACAUAAUUAUGGAGAUCCGAGUGCCGUGAGCGAGCAAUUCAGGGAAUCGGCCAGCAUGCAUUCCGGCAGGUACGGCGGCUACGGCUACAAUGGUAUGGACCUCAGCGUCGCCCGCUCUGCUUCCAGCCACUUUGCGCCAGGGGGGGCCACAGAGAGGGCUCGCGGCGGCAGUUACCCCUCCAGCGCCAGCGCCAGCGCCAACGCCAGCGCCGCCACCCCCGACGCCAGGUACGCCAACCGGGCGGCGGCCGCUCACUCGCCUCCGCCUGAGUCGCUGCCUUGUGCCGCCGUGACCGCCUCGCCUGUCAGCGGCGACGCUCAUCACGGUGGGGGGAAAACCUCCACCGUUAACUCGACCACCAGCACUUCGUCCACCUCCAGCGGCACCGCCAGCGCCGGCGGCAGCGCCAGCAGCAACGGCAGCGCCAGCGCCAGCACCAGCCACCUGGGCAGAGAAGGGCUUAGCACGUCGCCGGUCGCCCAGGAGGAUCCUCCCGCCAACAACGAGCAGGCGUCCUCUCAGCAGAACGACCAAAACACAGCUCAACAGGCUCCCCAGCCCCAGAUCUACCCCUGGAUGAGAAAACUUCACAUAAGCCAUGACAACAUAGGGGGGCCCGAAGGGAAAAGGGCUCGGACAGCUUACACCCGAUACCAGACCUUGGAGCUGGAGAAAGAGUUUCACUUCAAUAGGUACCUGACCCGCAGGAGGAGGAUUGAAAUAGCACAUGCUCUUUGCCUCUCAGAGAGACAAAUCAAGAUAUGGUUUCAAAACAGGCGCAUGAAAUGGAAAAAGGAUAACAAGCUGAAGAGCAUGAGCAUGGCAGCUGCAGGAGGAGCCUUUCGCCCUUAAGAGAUAUGCCAGCCCUGCUUCUC
Thamnophis elegans (Western terrestrial garter snake) is the source of this 1517-nucleotide messenger RNA. RefSeq names its product homeobox A5 (gene HOXA5). Lineage: Eukaryota; Metazoa; Chordata; Lepidosauria; Squamata; Natricidae. Gene Ontology annotation, biological process: anterior/posterior pattern specification; regulation of transcription by RNA polymerase II. Gene Ontology annotation, molecular function: RNA polymerase II cis-regulatory region sequence-specific DNA binding; DNA-binding transcription factor activity, RNA polymerase II-specific. The record is from RefSeq and is a predicted model, not a curated record. The transcript is spliced from 2 exons. Bases 580 to 1494 code for a protein of 304 amino acids. Gene Ontology annotation, cellular component: nucleus.